Ambispora leptoticha is the source of this 2003-nucleotide messenger RNA. The record is from the annotation of a GenBank genome assembly. Lineage: Eukaryota; Fungi; Glomeromycota; Glomeromycetes; Archaeosporales; Ambisporaceae.
CAAAAACACCAAAGCCAGUAAAGAACACCAAUAUACCCUCUUCGUCAAAUUCCAUACCAAAAAGCGAUCACAAUAAAGAUGAACAAGCUGGACGAGGUCAACCUAGUCGCAAUGGCAGUGCUGUCACUCAAGCUCAACGACAACAAGAACUAGAGUUUAACUUCAAAAAUAUAAUACAAAUUGUCUUUCAGACGUUUGUCUUUGUUUAUUUGAUAUCUUGGUUUUUUAAAGGUAGUUCAGAUUCAAGGAAGGCCAACAACUCUGUGUUAAAUCAUAGUCAGCAACCUGGAGUCCCGACAACCUUCGAUAAGGUUAUACCAUAUUGGCACUUAGAUUCAAACAUGGAUUUAAAAGUUUAUAUAUCGGAAAAAGAAAAUUUUGUCCAGUUCGACGACCCAGAUGCGCUUGUUUGGCACGCGCCUAGCAUUCGAUUUGGAGACUGGAAUGAUGAACGUGAAAAAUCGAUGGAAAUCCAAACAUCUCCGAGCGUCCAAAAAAAUGGAACUUUAUAUGCACAUAUUUACCUGACUCUGGAACGAGCGUCGCCUAAUCCUCAAGAUCCUGCGUACGAUCAAAAUAUGCUAGUAUAUAAAAGAAAAUGUAUGUCAAUCAUCAAACAUCUCGGAGCUUCAUGGCUGUGGUGUUUAGUGCUGACUAGAUAUUUUCCGAAACGUAAAGAAAUAAAGACUAAGAAAUUAAUUGGCGGUGGGGACGAAGAAAAUAACUACCAAGAAACAGAAAAUUCCGAAUUGUUGGAGGAAGACAAUGGUGGUAGCAAAGAUAGACCUACGGUCUCUCAUUGGUGUCAAAAUUUAACUUUGAAUAUAGUAUUCGAUAAUGCUAUGUUACCCUAUUCUCAGUUCCCACCAGUGAUCACGUCAGAAAUUACAUUGGAAUCGAGUGGGAAAAGAGAUCCAUCUGGUAAACACGGCUAUUACUUGCCAAUAAUGUACGUUAACGAUUUCUGGAUUUUAAGGGAUCAUAUGACACCCAUCAAUGAAACAGUAAAAACUCUCCCUUUGAAUUUGAAAUUUUAUCCGUUAUCCUUUGUAAAGUUCCAACUGUACGCACAAAUGCAAGAAUCUUUCCAAACUCAAGCAGCCAUGCUAGGUGGUAAUGCUCACAGUGAAUUUGAUGAAUUCAAGCGAAUGUUGCUAGAAACCAAUCCAAUAUUAUUGGGCGUGACAUUUGUUGUUUCACUUCUACAUAAUAUCACUGAUUGGAAAAAUCGUAAAGAAAUGACGGGAAUUUCAAUUCGCACCAUUUUUAUGAAUAUUUUCUUCCAGUUGGUUAUAUUUUUGUACCUCUUUGAUAAUAAUGAAGAAACAAGUUGGAUGAUUUUGAUUGGACAAGGGAUUGGAUUGGCCAUUGAGAUCUGGAAAAUUAAAAAAGCUAUGACUGUUGAGAUCAAACCCUCGCAAAACACCAUUUUCCCUUAUUCAAUACGUUUUGUUGAUAGGCACAAACUUUCCGAGCUGGAGAAAAAAACCAAAGAAUACGAUCAAUUAGCCUUCCGAUAUUUGUCUUGGGUCGCCUUUCCUUUAUUGAUGGGCUACGCAAUAUACAGCUUAAUUUAUAAUACACAUAAAAGCUGGUAUUCCUUUAUAAUUGCUACCUUGGUUGGGUUUGUGUAUGCCUUUGGAUUUAUAAUGAUGACACCACAGCUGUUUAUUAAUUAUAAGCUUAAAAGUGUAGCACAUAUGCCUUGGAAAACACUAAUGUACAAAACAUUAGGCACAUUUAUCGAUGACUUAUUCGCGUUUUGUAUUAAAAUGCCCAUGCUUCAUCGGCUAGCUUGUCUCCGAGACGAUGUUGUAUUUUUUGUGUAUUUGUAUCAACGAUGGGUUUAUCCGGAAGACGAGAAAAGAGCUAAUGAGUAUGGGCAAGUGGGCGGCGGGUCGGAAACGGAACAACCUAAUAAGGUUGUAGAUGAUAAUGAUGCUGAUAAUACUGAGCAAUCAUCAGCUACAGAAACCAAAAAAGAGUCGAAAAAAGACCAAUGA